This is a messenger RNA of Pneumocystis carinii B80, 2139 nucleotides long. RefSeq lists its product as hypothetical. The transcript is spliced from 14 exons. The coding region runs from base 47 to 2095 and encodes 682 amino acids. Gene Ontology annotation, biological process: mismatch repair. Gene Ontology annotation, molecular function: mismatched DNA binding; ATP-dependent DNA damage sensor activity; ATP hydrolysis activity. NCBI's taxonomy places the organism in Eukaryota, Fungi, Ascomycota, Pneumocystomycetes, Pneumocystales, Pneumocystaceae. The record is from RefSeq and is a predicted model, not a curated record. Gene Ontology annotation, cellular component: MutLalpha complex.
UAUAAUGAGUUUUUUCAAGGGUCCCUAUUUGUUGUUAUAUUCUUAGAUGGAUGAAUCUACUAAUUCCGAUCUACGUUUAUCAAAACGAAUUCUCCCUUUAGACAUUGCUGUUGUUAGUAAAAUUGCAGCUGGUGAAAUUAUUCGGAGACCUUGUAAUGCUUUAAAAGAGUUAAUUGAAAACUGUGUUGAUGCAGGUGCUACAUCAAUUGAUAUUUUAGUUAAAGGUGGAGGACUAAAGCUUCUCCAAGUAUCAGAUAAUGGACAUGGAAUUAUGAAAGAGGAUCUUCCUAUUCUUUGUGAACGUUUCACUACAUCCAAGUUACGUACAUUAGAGGAUUUAUCAUCAAUUUCUACAUAUGGAUUUAGAGGAGAAGCGUUAGCAAGUAUUUCUUAUAUAUCUUUCUUAACUAUAAUUACAAAAACUACUGGUUCGAGUUGUGCAUGGGAAGCUAACUAUCUUAACGGAAAACUCAUAUCACCCAAGUUAGGUGAAUCAUCAAAUCCUAAGCCAGCUGCUGGAAAGAAAGGGACUCAGAUUGUGGUUAAGGAUUUAUUUUAUAAUACUCCUUCUAGACUGAAAUCCUUUUCCAGUGCCAACGAUGAGUAUGUUAGAAUACUGGAUAUUAUUUAUAGAUAUGCUAUUCAUUGUGAGAAAAUAAGUUUUUCAUGUAAAAAUUAUGGAGAUACAGUACCAUCUAUUUCUAUAUCAUCUAGAUCAACUGUGGUUGAAAGAAUUAAACAAUUAUAUGGAACUACUGCUGGUUUUGAGCUUUUACCUUUUUCAUUAACUUCGCAGGAUUAUAUGUUUCAAGCUCAGGGUUUUAUUACAAAUACUGCUUAUAGUGCUAGAAAAACUGUCUUUUUGCUGUUUAUUAAUCAUAGAUCUGUUGACUGUAAUACACUCAAAUCCAGACUUGAAUCUAUUUAUAGCAGUUUUUCGUUGAAUUCUGGUUAUCCAUUUAUGUAUAUAUCAUUGGAAAUAGAUUCUUCUAGAGUUGAUGUAAAUAUUCAUCCUACAAAACGCGAAGUUCAUUUUUUUAAUGAAAAUGAAAUUAUUGAUCUUAUAUGUGAUAAAGUUUGUUUAGAACUCUCUAAAACUUAUUCUUCAAAGGAGCUUUCGAUACAUUCACUUAAAACAACUACAAAUUCUUCAAAUGCUGAUACUGAUUGUAAUUCUAUAGGGAAAAAAGGUUAUGAUAAAUUUCAUGUUCGUACUGAUGCGAAAUUUCGAACAAUUACAUCUCUUCUUAAUGUUAAUAGUUUUAAUUCAAAAAAAGUAAAGAGAAGUAAUUCUAUAGAAAAUUUCUAUCAUGAGCCUUUAUAUGAAACGAAUAAUAGAGAAAAGGUUGUUGUUAGACUUGCAAGUAUCAAGGAAUUAAGAGAUGAAGUGUUGGAUCGGAGAGAUGAUGUUUUAACUAAUAUAUUAAUGAAUCAUAUUUUUAUUGGUGUAGUUGAUGAGGAAAAACAAUUGGCUGCUAUACAGUGUUCUACAGAACUAUAUUUUGUUGAUUAUGGGUCUCUUUGUUUUGAACUUUUUUAUCAAAUUGGAUUGGCUGGAUUUGCUAAUUUUGGAACAAUAAAAUUAGAGCCAGAAUUGUUAUUAGUAGAGUUGCUUGAGAUAUUAUUAGAAAGUUUAGAAUGUGAUCCUGUGGCUUCAAAAAAAAUAAUAGAUGCAUCUAAAAUAAUUAUAGAUUAUAGGGAAAUGCUUUACGAAUAUUUUUCUUUUGGUGUUACAUCUGAUGGUAAAAUAUAUUCCCUUCCUUUGCUUCUUAAAGAUUAUAUUCCAAAUAUUGGGAAGCUUCCCUUAUUUAUUUAUAGACUUUGCAUUAAAGUUAAUUGGAAUCAAGAAAAGGAAUGUUUUUGCACUUUUUUAAGGGAAUUAGCUUUGUUUUAUUCUCCCGAACCUUUAUUUCAGAAACAGUAUGAUAUUGAAACUUAUGAAAAUGAAAAAAAGAUUCUUUCUAAAGCUCUAGAAUGUGUCUUGUUUCCUGCAUUUAAAAAAAGAUUAAUUGGAACGAUUGAGCUUUCUCGAAAAAGGAAUGUCGUUGAAGUAGUUACUUUACCUAAAUUGUAUAAAGUAUUCGAAAGAUGUUAAGACAAAAAACACUACAUGUUAAAUGCAAUGUUUAUAUUUGAAUU